AUGACUAAUAAAUUAAGUGAAGAAGAAAUCGAGAAGCUUUUUAAAAAAUUCGACGCCAAUGGCAACGGCAUAUUAUCUCUCUCUGAAAUACAAACUGCGGUAAUCUCAACUUAUCCACAAUAUAAAGAAAAUAAGCCUGCUAUAAUGCGAGCUUAUAAAGCUGCGGAUGCUUCAAAAGAUGGCUACGUUCAACUUGAAGAAUUCGGUCGUCUUAUUGAUCUUCUUCAUUAUUAUAAUGAGCUAUACGAAAUUUUCCAAAAACUUGAUGUAGAUCAUGACAAACGUAUUACUUUUGAAGAGUUUAAAAAGGGACAUAAACUCAUUAAAUUACAGGGACUUUCAGACGAAGAACUUAAAGAAGAAUUUACCAAGAUUGAUACAAAUAAUGGUGGACUAAUUCUUUUUGAUGAGUUCUGUAUUUACGCAGCCAAAAGAAAAUUAUUAAAAAAAGAUUUUUAA
Messenger RNA from Dentiscutata erythropus, 459 nucleotides. Lineage: Eukaryota; Fungi; Glomeromycota; Glomeromycetes; Diversisporales; Gigasporaceae. The record is from the annotation of a GenBank genome assembly.